UCUCAUUACAAUUUCAUAAUCUUCGUACUGUGCUCAUGCGGCUACUUUUUCUGUGCUCGUAGCGGCGCUUGGCUGCAUACUCCUCGAGCGCACUGGCUCGCUCGCCCAGCCCGCAACGUACGCGGCGACCUCGAGCGCGAAGAGCACCCAGAACGCGAUCGUGAUUCCGCGGGGCACGAGCGUCCCGGCGUCAGCGACGCGGUUCCACUCGUCCAUCCCCGUCUUCAUCCCCGCGUAGAGCAGCGCGGUCAUCGCGAUCCCGCAGAAGACGUGGACAUGGCGCAGCGCGUGCUUCUGCACCGUGAUGGUCGGGAACGCGCUGCCCGGCUUGCUGUACCCCGCCGAGUGCGUGUAGUGCGCGACGACGCCGAGGAUGAACUGCAGCAGGAACAGGAUGAAGAUGGACAGGCCGAUGUCGUGGUGCGGGUCCUUGCGCGACCCGACGAACUGGUUCGGGUGCGCGCCGCUGUCGACUGCGGCGGUGCCGACGAUGAACACGAUGAUGACGCAUACGGCCGUGAGCGUCUGGAGUACGAGGUGCCCUUUGAACCACCAUUGGCGGUCGCGGAAGAAGCGGCCGAUGAGGACCGCUGCGGGCGCGGUGAACAACACCGCGAUGGAAGCGAAUACAGCUGAGCAGGUCGAUCAGCCGGAGGCCGGAGCUCUAUGGAAGCCAUGCGCACCGUGAGCGAUGAUCAUCUGGUCAUGGUAGGUAAACAUGUUCGUGGUCGUUGGCAGCUGAAGGGCGGGGGGAAGGGCAGAGAGGGAAAACCUGCUUCAAGCGCUGAAUCCGGGAACCCCACUUAUAUUACUGUACGAAACCAUCCGGCUUCUGUCGGUGGGAUAGAACUGCCAUUAGGAUACUUCCGGGCCCGUUUCGCGAUACUUAUUCCCGCACAGGGAAGUAAUUCGCUCUCCCAGAUGAAUCGACACGGAUCUAACGACGAUGCCAUGCCACUCAGCCAAGCUUUAUGGGCGCUCGAGCUCACAACGGCUUGCAAACACUGUCGCCCGGCGACAAAUUCAUAGACGAGGAAAAUUUUGUCGCUGUCAGUCAGAUGUGCUUAUCAGAUUUCGGCUAUCGGUUUAUCUGAUAGUCGGUGACAUGAGGUCGAAGAAAGGGCGAGACCGCCGCAUCUGGUCCCACGUUGUCGUUGGAGCCUGCAGUCCGCCAAAAACCUCCGAGAACGGUAUUGCAAUUUGCCUAGUCCACGCCCGACAGAUAUAUAACCCGGCGCGCCUUUUACACUACCUGAGUAGUGGAAAAGGAGAAUCCACGGGGGUCAAGUGGACAUUAGGUUGCCAUGCAAUCAGUUUACCAAAGUCCCGCAUAAUGGCCGUUCGAUAGUAAUCUCAUCUCCGUUUAUCAGAUAUUGCGCCGUAAGCUUCUUCUAUCAGAUUAGAUGAGAUUCUCCA
This is a messenger RNA of Mycena citricolor, 1416 nucleotides long. The record is from the annotation of a GenBank genome assembly. Lineage: Eukaryota; Fungi; Basidiomycota; Agaricomycetes; Agaricales; Mycenaceae.